AUGAGAAGAGUGAAUAGCACAGUCGGCAUGUCUGGAGAAAUAGAGCAAGUUGUAACCAAGCUACUGAGAACGACAAAAGCUUUACUGGAAGCUCUGACUCAAUGGUCUCUUAUGCGUGCCUCAAACAGCGAGAUAUUCGACAUCCAUGACACAUUGGAGAAGCAGUUCUUCCUCGUUUCGCAAGCAUUUGAAGAAGCAAGCGUAUCCAUGAGUGAUUUGCAAUGGAUUCCUCGACAACUGCGUGAUUCAGUUUCAGUUGCCAUGUUGGAGCCUCCUUCACCCGCUGGAUUGGAUCAGUAUCUGCCUCGUAUUCGUGAAGUAAUCGUUCAUUUGUUGCAUGGUCUCAAGGGCAAACAAGCUCUGCUGAGAGAGAGGGAAAGAGAGAGAGAAUCACGUGGGUCUAUUCGAUCCAACAAUACGGAUUCUUGGAACAGAGAAGUACCAUUAGCAGCUUUAAACAGAGGAAGUAGUUCACAACGGAUCAUGAUGCACCCACAGCCACCUUCGUCGCCUCCUUUACCACCUCAUCCUCCUAUUUCACCUCGAAUGGCUCCUUCUGGAGAAUAUGAGCCAUGGUCAGGUGGCAUGCCACGCCCAUCUAUGCCUACCAAUGACCUCUCAUCUCGCAUUAUGCCACGUAACAGCUCAUCAGCCCAUAGAUCCUACUCGCCAUCCAAUUCACCCAACAUGCAAAAGCAGCCCUUACCACUGCCUACUCGUUCCACAUCUUCCAAUCGCAGUAAUCCUGCUCAACAGAUGCCAUCUCCUCCUCCACCUCCACCACCUCCUAUUAUGCCUGCUGCUGCUCCUACUCCUCUUGCAAGACAAGACACACAAUCAUUUGACGAAAGCGAUCCCAAUACAGCUAGUGCAUUGGCUGCACUGAAGCGACAGGAGAAUUUAGCUCGUAGGUCGUCAGUACGUCGUGCCUCCAUGUUUAGAGCAGGUGGUGAGUAUAGUGGUGGCAGUAUAUCCAGAGGUAAAGGACAGCAAAUGUUUCAACCUGCUUAUGAAAGUAGUAAUGUACCUCCUGUACCUUCUUUGCCUACGCACAACCAUUUACCCCUGAAAAAUGUGGACUACACAGUGGCAACACCCACAACAGCACCCACACCCACAUCUCACAGCUUGAAUACAGUAUCCGAAGCCAAGGAAGAGGAUAACAACAAGGAUGAUGGAGUGUUGACAUUGUUUCUGCAGAUUGGCAAGGAAGUUCAAAAGGUUCAAUACACUGGCGAAAUCAGCAUUCCUGCUUUGAACAUGUUGUUUUUGGAGAAAUUCAGUUAUUCGGUUGGACAGAAUGAUUUUCCCAAAAUAUACGUUCGAGAUCCUGUUGUAGAUGUGUCCUAUGAGCUUGUGGAUCUGUCAGAAGUGCGCGAUAAAUCCAUACUGUCUUUCAAUAUCAAUGACAAAGAAGAUCAAAAGGAAUCUCAAAAGGAAUGGCUGUCAGAAGUGACAACUGCAUUCAACAAGGAGCUGAGCGAAACCCGUCGCAUGUUUACAGAGCAGAUGGAUGAGAUCAAAAAACAAAUUGUGGAAUCCAAUAUCAGAAAUCAGGAAGCAGACGAGGAAAAGGAGCGCCAAUUGAUCCAGCAAGUGACAACACAUAUCUUGAGCCAACACCAGCCAUUGAAACCUCCGCCAGCAGCAGCAGCAGCAGCAACAGCAGAAGAAGAACCAGAGGAUGAACCCAAGGAGGAGAAAGAAACGACACUAGUGCAAGAGGCUCCCGCUACUCCAGCUGUUGAAAAUGCAGGUCCCAUUAUAUCCAAGGAGCAGUUUGAAGCCCAACGUAAAGAGAUCGAGACAUUACGUCGAGAUGUUGCAGUACUCCGUCAAUUGGAAAGAGAACUUCGUGAAGGUACAGCUUCUGUCGUUUCAGAGAUUAAGGAAAAAGCAGAAAAAGUCAAGGAAGAAGCCAUCAAAAAGGCAGAUGCCGAGCUCAACCAGACCUCCACUGCUCGCUCACACUUGGAGGAGGGUAAAAAGAACUUAUUGGACAAAUCAGACAAGGUGACAAGCCGCUUAGAGGACCUCCAAGAUACCAUUGAUCAACUCAAGUUGGAUGUCACUCAACGCAAAUGCCGUCCCUCUGAAGCGCAAAUGACACAUUGCGCUAACGAACGUAAAGCGCUCGCCGAGGAGAUCGAAGAGUUUGGCAAAUACAUUGCUCAAGUGAAGCCACGAUGGAAAAAGACCUGGGAAUUGGAGCUGCAGACCAUUGUCAAGGAACAACAAACGCUCAAAGAUCAGGAGUAUUUGUUGUCAGAUAUGAAGGAUGAUUUGGACGCUUUGUUGGAGGUGUUUGAACAGCUGGAGAAGAUUUACGCUUAUCAAGCCAAUACAAAACCUCAACCCCGUGAAUUCCGAGUAGCACCCGCAGAGGAAGGAUUUGAAGGCAUGUCCAGCGUGUUUAAGCAAGUGUCAACCAUUGAUGUGGAUCAUACCCGUCGCUUACGUGCCUUGGAACAGGCUGAAAAGAUGAGACAGAGAGAAUUGGCCAAUCGCAUUGAUGAUUUUGAAAAGGAAUUGGUUGGUUUUGUUGAUUCCAAAAAGUUGAAAAAGACGGGUGGAGCCAUGGAGAUUGAUCGAUUGCGUAAACAAAAGGAUGAAGAGAUGAUGAAGGCCAUGUAUGCUGAAAAGAGAGCCGCUGCUGGAAGUGGUGCUUCUACACCCUCCGUCUCCACCGUGCCUGAAGAGAAUGUAGAGCAAGAACAAACAGAUGAAACGGCUGCAGCUGCUGCUGCAACAACAGAAGAUUAA
Mucor velutinosus is the source of this 2763-nucleotide messenger RNA. RefSeq names its product Phosphatidylinositol 4-kinase pik1alpha (PI4-kinase)(PtdIns-4-kinase). Gene Ontology annotation, cellular component: cytoplasm; cell tip. NCBI's taxonomy places the organism in Eukaryota, Fungi, Mucoromycota, Mucoromycetes, Mucorales, Mucoraceae. Gene Ontology annotation, biological process: establishment of cell polarity. Gene Ontology annotation, molecular function: cytoskeletal regulatory protein binding. The transcript has 5 exons. The record is from RefSeq and is a predicted model, not a curated record. The coding region runs from base 1 to 2763 and encodes 920 amino acids.